This is a messenger RNA of Kwoniella botswanensis, 786 nucleotides long. RefSeq lists its product as uncharacterized. Gene Ontology annotation, molecular function: zinc ion binding; nucleic acid binding. Gene Ontology annotation, cellular component: U4/U6 x U5 tri-snRNP complex; spliceosomal complex. NCBI's taxonomy places the organism in Eukaryota, Fungi, Basidiomycota, Tremellomycetes, Tremellales, Cryptococcaceae. The transcript is spliced from 5 exons. Gene Ontology annotation, biological process: mRNA splicing, via spliceosome. The record is from RefSeq and is a predicted model, not a curated record. The coding region runs from base 1 to 786 and encodes 261 amino acids.
AUGUCCGACAAACCGCAAUCAUCUGCGGCCGCAGCUCGACCAUCAUGGAACAAAGACGAAUGGGAAGCGAAAGCUAAGGCUAAGGAUGAGGAGAAUGCAGAGUACGCGAAAUCUGCCGAGGCAGCUUUGUUAUCUGGUAAAGCACCUCCUCGUAGGAGGCUAGGCGAUGAUAUGCCUAAACCUACGAAAAACCUGGAAGCGAGAAAAGAUGAUUUGGAUCUGAAUAAAAAUCUAAAUAAGACGAUGUUGGUGCAGACUACUACCAGUGGAAAAGGACCGAGAGGAGCAGGAUUCUAUUGUGAGAUGUGUAAUCGUACAUUCAAGGACACUUUAUCAUACCUAGAUCACGUCAAUGGACGAGGGCAUCUACGUAUGCUGGGUCAAACAACUCAAGUGGAGCGAUCUACUUUGACUCAAGUUCGAGCGAAGAUAGCUGCUUUGCGAGAAGCCACCAAGUCCGCCGUGACAGCCAAGAAUUUCGAUUUCCAAGCUCGUCUCAAAGCUGUUCGAGAAGCAGAAUCUAUAGAAAAGGAGAAAAGGCGUGAAGAUAGGAAGAGGAAGAGAGAAAAGAAGAGGGAAGAAGAGGAAUUGCAAAGAAUGGGGAUAUUCAGGAAUAACGGUGAUCGAGAUACAGAGCAGGGAGAUAAGAGUACGGGUAAAGAAGCGAAGAAGAGAAGAAAGUUGGAAAAUAGAGAAGAUAGGGAAGUGGAAGCUGCUAUCAAAGAAAGAGAGGAUAUGGCUAGUAUGAUGGGUUUUGGUGGAUUUGGCGGUACGAAGAAGCGAUAA